Molecule: messenger RNA, 5348 nt
Organism: Ahaetulla prasina
Lineage: Eukaryota; Metazoa; Chordata; Lepidosauria; Squamata; Colubridae
Product: zinc finger protein 572-like
Exons: 3
Coding region: 879-1829 (316 amino acids)
Biological process (GO): regulation of transcription by RNA polymerase II
Molecular function (GO): DNA-binding transcription factor activity; RNA polymerase II cis-regulatory region sequence-specific DNA binding
Source: RefSeq, a predicted model, not a curated record
GGAGGAGAAGCCCGGAGCAAGUCGGGCCCUUUGGCUUUCCUCCAGGGCGUAGAUGCAGAGGAAGCAACGAGGCUGAAACAUCUGGGCUGCUGCUAUAUUUAUUUAUUUAUUUAUUUAUUUAUUAUUUUAUUUGUCACAACAGUAUAUAUAAGCAUAAGCAUGAAAUAACUAUACGAUAUAUAAGCAUAUCUAUAAGCAUAGGUAUAAAAUAACUAUACGAAUUGGAUACAAUCAAAGGAGACAUUGGGACAGGAACGGUAGAGAGAGAGGAUGCCAAGAAGAGCGCUCUGGACAACGAAGAAUGAGAAGCAGCAUUAAAAUCAAUCAAAAUCUUUUUCAAUUCCUCUGCAAAGUGUAAAAACUCUUCUUCCUCAGCAGACGAGAGAAAAGUUUUGACCUGGAAAAAAUAAGAGAAUAUGGAACUGAAGAAAACAUUACAUGAAAAGUCAAGAAGGAUAUAUUCUAAAUAAAGAAAAAAUGGAGAAUACCUGGAAGUGAUUGGGAAGAAAUAUGUUCCAUGGAUAGCCAAAACUAGCAGGCCUUUGAUGAAGGAAAGAGUGGCUUGAACCAAACAACCACAAACUGAUUAGAGACAAUGGAGAGAACUAUAAGAACAAAGCUUUCAGCUGGAAAAAAAAGAGUAUUGGGAACUGAAGGAAACAUUACAUGAGAAAUCAAGGAGGAUAAUUUCUAAAUAAAGAAUAACUGGAAGUCAGUGGGGAAAAAAAGAUUCCGUGGAUAGCCAAAACUGUCAGCCAUUAACGAAAGCCUUUGUAGAAGGAAAGAGUAGCUUGAAGAAUCCAAGAAUAUCAGUGUUGGAAAAUCCCCACAGACUGCCUAUUGUGGGGAAAACACAGAUUGCAGAUCACAUCUGAUUGAUGCAUAAGUCGAAACCACGCCAUGAAAAGCCAUACAGAUCUUUGGGGUGCAGCAGAAGCUUUACUCAGAACAGGUCUCUCGUGAUUCGUGGAAGGACCCAUACUGAAGAGAAACUCUACCAGUGCUCCCAUUGUGACAAAAGAUUUAGUAUGGAAACCAAUCUGGCGAUACACAAGAGGAUUCACACUGGGGAGAAACUAUACGAGUGUCUGGAUUGUGGGAAAAGUUUUCUGCAUAAUUCAAAACUAGUGAUCCACCAGAGGACUCACACUGGAGAAAAACCAUAUGAGUGUUUGUAUUGUGGGGAAAGUUUCAGUCAGCAUUCAAACAUGGUGGUACACCAGAGGAUUCACACGGGAGAAAAACCAUAUGAGUGUCUGGAUUGUGGAAAAAGUUUCAAUCACAAAUCCCACCUGGUGAAACACCACACGACACACACAGGAGAAAAACUGUAUUGCUCACAUUGUGGGAAAGGUUUUACUUGCAAUUCUGAUCUAGUGAUACACCAGAGGACUCACACAGGAGAAAAACCAUAUGAGUGCCCAGAUUGUGGGAAAGGUUUCAGUCGGAAUUCCGCCCUUAUGGAACACCAGAGGACACACACAGGAGAGAAACCAUAUGAGUGCCCGGAUUGUGAGAAACGUUUCAAGCGUAACUCCCAACUGGGGACACAUAAGAGGACUCACACAAGAGAGAAACCAUAUAAGUGCCCAGAUUGUGGGAAAAGUUUCAAGUGUAAUUCCCAUCUGGGGAGACACAAGAGGACUCACACGGGAGAGAAACCAUAUGAGUGUGCAGAUUGUGGGAAGACAUUCAGUCAGAGUUCCCACCUGGUGAUACACAAGAGGACUCACACAGGAGAAAAACCAUAUGAGUGUCCAGAUUGUGGGAAAGAUUUCAGUACUAGGUCUAACCUUAUAAAUCAUGUAAGGUUACACAUAGGAGAGUAACCAUUCAAAUGCCCAGAUUGUGGACAGUGUUUCGCACAAAACUCUUCCCUCGUGACAGAAGAAAUUCCACAUGAGGAAAAUUUUUAUCUGUUUGGAGGAAUCUUGAAUUUCAUUUCUUGACUUACUGAAAGCUCAGCUGAGAAAUUAAUAAUUUUAUUUCUUGUGUCAUUCUUUUUAGUCAACCAUGUCUUAUUAUUAAACAUGAGGGAGGAGAUCUGAGCUUUUUUAGUUUGGCCCAGUGCGGUCAUUCCCUUCCACGGACUGAAGGGGAACUGCCAUUUGCUGGGCCAGAGAAAGCGAGUUUGUAACUCUUAUUAGGUACCUUUACUGCUUUGAGUAAUUUCUACAUAUAAUACAGGGGGAUAUAAACAUGUACCGUAUUUCACCAAAAAUAAGACCUGGUCAAAUUUUGGUGGGGGUGGGUGGGAUUUCCAAAAUAAGCACUAGGGCUUAUUUUUUGGGAAACACCAUUUCUCAUUUAAAGAGAUCUCAUUAAGUAGUUAAGUACAAAGUAGUUUGAGGGGGGAGGAGCAGGAGAUCAGCAAAAACUUCGCGCCAAAAAUGAAAGUUCCUGGGUCCCUGACACUGUGCAAAAGAGGAUGGGUGCCUGCAAUAUUAUAGCACCCAGGAGCGUCCAUUCUCGGCACAAAAAGCAUUUUCAAGCCAAAUCUCUUCUCCCUCAGAGGCAAAGAAAUAGAGAAACAAAGAGGGGAGACAGAUGUUUGCAAGGUAAGUGAGUCCUUGUGGCAGGAAGGGAGGGAGGGAAAAGCAUGAGGUAUCUAAGUGGGUCAGGGAGGCAUUGAGGGCCUGUUCUAUCACUAGCCCCCCCUUACACAUGGCCUUCUCCACCCGGAGAUUCCUCAUGUCCUCAUUGGUAUUCUUGAAUUCUGAGCUCUUAGGAAAGUAUCCCCUCCUUAUGUGUUCCAAACAGUUAUUUCUAGUGCAGAAAACAGGACAAAGCAAGUGGGGGAAAAUAUUUUCCUUUCCUAUAUUUCCAGUCUGAAUUAGAAUGUGGUAGGGUCCCUACAGGAGAGCCCUUUUAAGGAUUGUGUAUUAGUAGAAAAGCAACUAACUUACGUCUGUUCUUAAACGCUAAAGUUGUUGCACAUAAAAAACAAGAGGAGCUCUGAUCAACUUAUCAGAGCCAUCCUUUUGACGGUUUUGCUGUACUGUAGUCUGCAGAUGCCUCCACGAAAUGUAAGCAUGGGAUAACCGGAGCCUGGUUUGUUCUCAGACUUUAUAAGUGGCCAGAAACUACUAGCAAAAGUGGCAUUUGAUCACAAGGCGAGGAAUGUUUCCUUUUUUUCAAUUGAGCAUCCAAUUCCAAUUUUUUCAAUUGAGCAUCCAAGAGAGACGAAGGAAAAAGAACAAAAGGGGAAGGAAGGAAGAAGAAAUAAAGGGGAAGGAAGGAGAAAAACUAGAUGGGUGUCCAGCUGUGAAGCCAAGUUGAGAAAUCAAUAAUAAUUUUAUUAUUAAACCUGAGGGACGGGAUCUGAGCUUCCAUAGUUUGGCCCAUUUCUUUUCACAGACUGAAGGGGAACUCAUUGCUGGGCUAGAGAAAGCAAGUUUGGAUCUCUAUUAGGUACAUUUACCACCUUGAGUAAUUUCUACAUAUAAUACAGGGGAUUAUAAACAUGUACUGUGUUUCACCAAAAAUAAGUUUCACCGGUCUUAUAUUUUGGGUGUUCCAAAAUAAGGCUUAUUUUGUGGGAAACACCAUUUCAGGGUGAUCAGCCCACCUGGGCAUCCCGCCCUGUCAUGUGGAUAACAGGCGGCAAGCAUGCCCAGCCCGUGCAGUGCAGGUGAGUUGAUUCCCUGUUCAAGUAGCAGAUGAAUGCAGGGGUGUGGGGUGGAAGGCAGGUGAUCCGGAUACACUACAUGGGCCGCAGGCAAAGCGAAAGACACAAAAAGAAGCCUCUCGUGGUCCGCUACCCACUCCAGCUCACUGACUCUUGGCUUUCCUGUGGCCCACGCAUCAUGUCCAGAUUGCCUGCCUUCUGUUGUGGUUCUCCAGCAGCCUGCGGAGCUGGCAACGGAGUCGGACAGCGAUGAGGCUGAGGUGAGGCCAGGGCCAUCGGGAAGUGAGGUGCUGACUCCAGAGCCUCCAGAGACUGACAGUAGUGAGGCAGAGGAACGGGAGGAGCCUGUUCUUAAUGCACGCAUGAGAAGAGCUGCCAGAAGGCAAGAGCAGCUCAAGCAGAGAGGACAACUCGGGAGUAGGGCCAAGAGAUGAUUGGGCCCUCCCAUAAGGCUUAAAACAGACCAGCAAUGGCGUUUGGGCUUUGCCAGAAAAACAAUGUUGGUAGCUUCGUCUUCUGCUUCGUCUACGUCUUGCAUUUAUUUUUGUGACUUCUGAACGUUUGCCAAGAAAGGCCUUUGGCAGUUUGCCUACUUGGACCAAGAUUGGUGAUAGGACUGAGGAAUUUGUGUUGGGAGGAAUUUGCUUUAAUUUAGUUGAACUACACCGGGAAUGAAGUAAUUCUCAGCUGUUCAAAUAAAGUUUUGUUUGUUUGUUUCUUUCACGGACUGAGUUUCCUACUACCUACUUGGGCUUGGGUCACAACAACUUCUCUCCACCCCCAUGCCUCCGCCUCCAUCUUUUGCCACAUGAGAAGAACCUCCCUUGACCACCUGACUCUUGGCUUUCCCACAGUCCAUGCAAUGCAUCCAGAGCAUGUGCCUCUCCCCUGCUUUGCCUCCGCUUGCUGCUUGGGCAGGGAAUCAACUCACUGGUGCUGUGUGAGGCUGUGGCUACUGCGAGGUAAAGUUUGGCCCCUGCACACUCGCCGCCUCCUUUCCUGGCCACGCCCAUCCCUUCACUUGGGCUUAUUUUGGGGGUGUAGGGUUUAUAUUAGGUACAUGCUUAAAAAUCAGGCUAGGGUUUAUUUUUGGGAGUAUGUCUUAUUUUCGGGAAAACACGAUAUGUAUGUUAUGUUUACUUAGAAUGUAUAUGGCAGCCCAACUCAUUGUCACCUCAUGGUUUACUUCAAUAAAACCUUAAUACAGAAACUAAUCAACCCCAUCUAUAUAGCAAAUGGCAAAAUUCAAAGCAUUUAACAUGUUCUUGCCCUCAAAAUACAGGGCACGUCUAGGAAGGUUGUUGACAUUCGGACGGUCGAGGCAUCUCAAAAAGAUGAUUCUUGCUUUUGUUCAGUUUAGAAGUGAACGAGGUCUCCAGGCCUUACUAAUUCCAUUCAUUUUGUGUGCUAUUCUUCCUCAAAACUGGUAAUCUUUCUCCUUGCAAUGAGUUAAAUUGGAGAAGUUAACCUCCUCAGGAUUAGCAGCCCAUAAAUUUGAUAAAUAAAUGCAUAGGCCUUCAUUUGCCUCAAGCAACUUGGAGGUGGGUAGCCUCAGCAAUUCAUUUCUUCAUUCAUUCCAUUCAUUCCAUUUGUUCAUUUCUUCUUCCUCUGAUUUGUUUAACAUAUUUCUGUAGCCAACCAUGUUAUAACAAUCUCUGGCUGGCUCCCAAUCAAUAAUUAACUUUAAAACUGUAUUAAAACCAAAUGGAUAAAAAGAAAA